UUUAUUUUAAAUUAAGUUUCAAUUUUCCAUCGAUUCAACGUUCGAGGAUUUUUCGAAACCUUAGCUUCCAGAGAGAGAGAGAGAUAGAGAAGAAAGCAAUCUUGGGCUCUCUUCUUCUAUGAGCUUCACUUCGAUUCCCGCCACUUCGCUGCAACCACAGGAUAUGGCUGGGGUGAAAUCAGAGGAGUGUUGUUUGGAGAAUAAGCAAACUACUGUCGCUUCUUGCUCCUCUGUAUCUGAAGGCAGUGGCAGUGCACUUCGCAAAUCUCCAGGGAUAUGUAGCCCGGCGUCGACAUCAACCUCACAUCGGAGGACCACUGGCCCUAUAAGACGUGCUAAAGGUGGUUGGACUGCAGAGGAGGAUGAGACAUUAAGGAAUGCUGUUGCAGCUUUUAAAGGAAAGAGUUGGAAGAAGAUAGCUGAGUUUUUUCCUGAUAGAUCAGAAGUUCAGUGUCUGCACAGAUGGCAAAAAGUUCUUAAUCCAGAGCUUGUUAAAGGACCAUGGACACAGGAGGAAGACGAUAAAAUUAUUGAUCUGGUGUCAAAAUAUGGGCCUACAAAAUGGUCUUUGAUAGCCAAGUCUUUGCCUGGUCGAAUAGGGAAACAGUGUCGAGAGCGGUGGCACAAUCAUCUUAACCCCGACAUAAAGAAGGAUGCCUGGACUUUGGAGGAGGAAUUGGCCCUGAUGAAUGCUCAUCAGAUAUGGGGGAAUAAAUGGGCUGACAUAGCUAGGUUUCUUCCUGGAAGGACUGAUAAUGCAAUAAAAAACCACUGGAAUAGUUCUUUGAAGAAAAAGUUGGAUUUUUAUUUAACUACUGGAAGACUUCCACCAAUUCCAAAGAACAGCUCGCAAGUUGCUGCCAAAGAUGCAAUUAGACAUUCUGCUACUAAAACAUUGCACAUGCAAGAACAGUUUGCAAGUUGCUCAAAUAAAGAAUUAAAUGCAGCUGUUGAAACAUCGUCUGAAACUACAGCCAUUAGUAAGAUAGAUGACAGUAGCAAGUAUCAGUUUGAGUCCUCAGGAACAAUUAGAGAAGUUGGUGAUUCUUCAAGUGUUCCUGCAAAUGAACCUGCUGAUUCUGACGGUAUAGAAUGCAAGCCUGGACCAUCCAACAUGGAUCAUAGCUAUAGCCACUCAGAACAAGUACCAACUGCUAAUUUUGGAAUUACACAUGAGCAGAAGUUUGAGAAUUCUGGACUAAAUGGAAACUCAACAAGUGAGCAUUGUUUAAACAAUGGCAAGAUGAGCAGUAGCAGGUUAAUCAGGACACCUUCUUCAAAAGAAAGUCUAACCUAUGGUUCUCUAUGUUAUGAGCCACCCCAAUUAGAUGGUUCGGUUCCUUUAGAUUCUCUUUAUUUAAAUAUUGUUUGCCAGCAGAAUGAGUAUUGUUCCAAUCCAAUGUUGUCAUCACCUAUUGGUUUCUUCACUCCACCUCGGGUGAAGGCUAGUGAAUUAUGCACAGAGACACCUGAAUCAAUAUUGAAAAAAGCUGCUAAUACUUUUCCAAAUACUCCUUCCAUAUUGAGGAGAAGAACUAGAGUCCAAACGCACACUACUCCAAGUAAAGUUUUGAAAGUAGACAGUGAUUCACAUACUUCUAAUGAACCCGAUAAAACCAAGAAUAAUUCUGGUUCGGAAGUUGAGACGUUCUCUGAGAGUCCAGAAAGCCAUGGCAAUGGGAGCAACAUUCCCAAUAAUAAGGCAUUCAAUGCAUCUCCGCCAUAUCGGUUAAGAUCGAAGAGAACAGCAGUUGUGAAGUCUGUUGAGAAACAACUUGAGUUUGUGUUUGACAAAGAGAUGAAUGAUGAGAAUAUGAAUACAAUGGAAAAGCCUGUGAAGAGGAGCAAUGUGAGGACUGAAGAUUGUCUGCAUGAAACAAAAUUGCUAGUAACAUAAUGAACAAAUUGGACUAUUGCAAGACUCAUUCUUGAAGCUGGGUGAUUGUUUCAUUAAAUUGUUUGACAGAAGUUAGCUCAUAGUGUAGAAUAAGAAUUGAUAAAUUCCAUUUACUUGUGGAUAUCUAUAUAGCUAGCUGUAUUUUACCAGACUUGUACAGUUUAGGAAAUGUUAAUUUUCUAAAGUUUCAUCAGUGUCGAAGAUUCCUUUAGUACUUACUCUCAAUAAUUUACAGCCUGACGUACAAAUGAGUGUAACCAUUUUAUGCACACUUUACAAUUGAAAUAAUAUUUGACUAUAACCCAAGGGUGCUACAAGUUCAUUAUGGAAA
This is a messenger RNA of Lotus japonicus, 2228 nucleotides long. RefSeq names its product transcription factor MYB3R-3-like. The transcript has 9 exons. Lineage: Eukaryota; Viridiplantae; Streptophyta; Magnoliopsida; Fabales; Fabaceae. The coding region runs from base 119 to 1897 and encodes 592 amino acids. Gene Ontology annotation, biological process: regulation of DNA-templated transcription. The record is from RefSeq and is a predicted model, not a curated record. Gene Ontology annotation, cellular component: nucleus. Gene Ontology annotation, molecular function: RNA polymerase II cis-regulatory region sequence-specific DNA binding; DNA-binding transcription factor activity, RNA polymerase II-specific.